UUGCUCCAUGACUUCUUUGCAGUUUCAGCUCAUCAACAUCCCUUGCACCACUGGGACAAAAGUUCAGUGGAAACAAUGGAGGUAGAGGGAAAGGAAAGGGUGUAGAGGAGAGAGGAAAUGUCUCAUUGUGCUGCUCUGCUCUGUGUAGUUAAUGAGUGCCAAACUCAGCCUUUGGUCCUGUAGCUACACGGAAACACACACACAGCUUACCUCACAUUGAGAGGGCUUGCACAGGAAGGAAGUGAGGAGAGACAGAGACAGAGAGAGAGAGAGAGAGAGAGACACGGUGGGGAAAACGGCAGAUAAGGGUCACUGGGGUUUUCCACUGUGUAGGAUUAGAAAAGAUGAGAAGUAGGUAAAGCAGAGUGAGGAGGGAAAACAUAUGAAGUCACAGACAGAUCAGAGAGCAGAAAGAGAGUAGAGACAGAAGAACGAAAGCGGCGAAUGAGAGCACAUCAGAAAAAAAGAGGAAGAAGAAAGAUAUGGCACUCUGAGUGGUGCUCAAGGAACCAAGGGUAAUUAAACAGCUGUCAUUUGAAGUUAGGAGCAGGUUUUGGGGAAGGGUAUACAGGAAGAGGGUCGUUGUAGUUAAGAUAUUUUACACAGAGGCAGAGGAGUGUAAUCAAAUGGCUAUGGGGAAUUGCACAGCUGAGGAUAAGUACCACAGUAAAGAUGGGAGAUGCUGUGAUCGCUGCCAUGCAGGGUCGUACAUGAAAGCUGAGUGUGAUAGCACGAAGGAAACUGAAUGUGCAGAAUGUGGACGUGGGCUCUACACAGCCACAAAAAAUCAUUUGAACAAAUGUCACAUCUGCAGGGACUGCAGUUCCAAUAACAACCAGAGGAAGUUACGGGACUGCACAGCUCAGGAGGACACUGUGUGUGAGUGUGUGGCUGGUUAUUACUGUAAUAAUGAUCAGUGUGACCACUGCAACCCAGUGACCCGCUGCCCACCGGGCGAAGGAGUCAAGGUUCAAGCCGCUCGUGCGACUGACACAAUCUGUGUCCCAUGUGGAGACGGGACCUACAGCAACGUAACAGAUUUCCACUCACCCUGUCGAGCACAUACCAGAUGUGAGGACAUCGGAAGAUUGUUGAAAACUCCGGGAACCCAGACAAGUGAUGCCAACUGUGGUGACUUCAAAUACAACUGUCAGUGGAUGUUACCUGCAGCCCUGUGGUCAGGACUCGUGUUGACUGCAUUUGUCCUGUUCGCUUUCAUCUGCUGGAGGAAAAAGCGCACGUCAUAUAGAGCAGGUUUGAAAGACUGCUGUAAAACAGCAUCACAGAGAAAAGCCGAUGUGGUCAACCUCAUGAUGGCUUCGAUGGAAUUCAAUAUUGACGCAAAAACCACCUGCGUUGCUCCUGUUACCUUGGUUGACGUACUUCCAGCAGCAGCUGACUGUCCGCUGGAUCUGCCCUUCGCGCCCACAGAGACAAAAAGUUACUGCCAAGAGAGCUGCACCAUGGAUGGCUGCGUUAUAUCGCUUUUUGAACCAGUUGAUAAGAUGGGCAGUGUUGACGCACAGGACAGCGUGGACAGCUGCCUUCCAAUAACUCCACUGAAACCUUCAGUUUCAUUCGCUGAGUCCAGCCACGGGAAUGGAAGUACUGGAUACUGCACCAGCAACUUUGCGAGGACCUCCUCUGAGCCACAGGAGGACGAGUGGUGUGGGACAUAAUCAAGCAGAUGUUUAACCAGAGUCCCUCCCCAGCAUGGAGAUACUGCAACUAUUUCUCCAACUAUAAACUGGACCUAUUUAUACCAAAGGAAAAAAAACAGUUUUCUGCCCCCUGCAGGACAUUAAUAAGAAUUUCAACUCAAGUGAUGUGAUAUUUUGUUGUGCUGCACUCACACACUGCUGUGUGGCUUUUAGCUGCAGCUCUGACGUCUCUAUUUAACUCUCAUUCUAUAUUUUUAUGACUGUGGACAAAUCUCAUGACAAUACAGAAACCGACAUCCGACACUGAAUGUAGAAAUAACUGCAUAUGUGCGGUAAAAACCUGAUGUAGCUUAUUCCUUUGUGCCAUAGAGCUCCACUGUACAAAGAAAAAAAAAAAAAAAGAAAAUUAGAAAGACAUUAGUGAUAAUAAU
Messenger RNA from Scatophagus argus, 2092 nucleotides. RefSeq names its product tumor necrosis factor receptor superfamily member 5. Bases 627 to 1679 code for a protein of 350 amino acids. Gene Ontology annotation, cellular component: membrane; CD40 receptor complex; external side of plasma membrane. The record is from RefSeq and is a predicted model, not a curated record. NCBI's taxonomy places the organism in Eukaryota, Metazoa, Chordata, Actinopteri, Scatophagidae. Gene Ontology annotation, molecular function: antigen binding; CD154 receptor binding; transmembrane signaling receptor activity. The transcript is spliced from 9 exons. Gene Ontology annotation, biological process: positive regulation of angiogenesis; positive regulation of tyrosine phosphorylation of STAT protein; positive regulation of interleukin-12 production.